CGGGCCGGGGGUGGUGCUGGUGCUGCGCAGGGUCGGGGUGGGUGCGGCGGAGCCGGGCCUGGGCCGAGGCCGCUCCGCUUCCUCGCAACCUACGGCCAGCAGUAGACGCCGGCUGGGAGGGGAUGGCGGUGGGCGGCGGGUGACCGCGGAGCUGAGCGCGGCGCGGCCUUUCGGCGGGGCCGGCCCGACCCGACCCGAUCAUGGGGUUCCUGCAUCAGCUCCAUCUUCUGCUCUGGAAGAACGUGACGCUGAAGCGGCGCAGCCCGUGGGUGCUGGCCUUCGAGAUCUUCAUCCCCCUGGUGCUCUUCUUCAUCCUCCUGGGGCUGCGGCAGAAGAAGCCGACCAUACCUGUGAAGGAAGUCUCUUUCUACACGGCGGCCCCGCUCACAUCAGCCGGGAUCUUGCCAAUCAUGCAGUCCCUGUGCCCCGAUGGCCAGCGCGAUGAGUUUGGCUUCCUGCAGUACUCCAACUCCACGGUGACACAGAUUCUGGAACACCUCAGCGAGGCAGUAGAGCAAAGCAGCCUCUUCGACCCGCAGCAUCCAGGACUGGAGGAGGAGCUGGAGUCGCUGCGCCGGCACCUGGAGGCCCUCAGCAGCCCUGAGCCCAGCUCCAUGGAGACCCACUUCAGCAGCCAAGCAGGGUCCAGCUUCACACUGGCAUGGGCAGCCAGAGACCAGAGUGAGCUGCGGCGCUUCCUGAUGCAGAACUUGUCCCUCCCCAACAGCACAGCUGAGCUGCUCCUGGGCUCCAGCAUUGACCUGCAGGAGGUGUACCGGCAGUUUUUUGAUUCCUUUCCUUUGGUACCUGAUGAGACCCAUGAGCGAGACCUGUGGGAUGGGUUUGGCCCCAGAAAGAAGAUGACACAGCUGGAGAAGAGUCUCCCCAGUGGCUGGAGGAGCCUUGAGGAAGGGCUGGUUCACAGGGUGCUGCGGGACCCAGUGGCAGCCCCACACCGUCCAGCACUGCUCCGCAUGCUCUCCCAGGCUCUGGGCCUCACCAGCACUGCUGUGGCACCUGCUAUCUCUGAUAGCCCCCAGGCCUUGGUCACCGAGAUGGAGAAUGUCCUCUUCACCGGGCCAGUGCUGGAGCAGCUGACAUGUGAGCAGUACCCAGGGGGACUGCACCACCUCCUGCGUGUGUCCCCCAGGCAGCAGCCACUGCUGGCAGCAUACCGGACACUGGCCUGCAAUGGCAGCCAAACCAUCCGCCAGGAGCGCUUUGCCCAGCUGGCCUCCGAACUCCAGAAGCAGCUGGACACCCCCAGGAUAGUCAGCAGGCUGAAGCUGGAGGAAGUGAACAGCACAGCCACACAGCACCGCCUCCGUGCCCUCCUCGAGGACUUGGUGGAGAUGGAGAAGGUUCUCCAGGACAUGGACAUCCUCUCAGCCCUGGCUAAGCUGCUGCCCAGGGGAGCCUGUGCCAGCAAGGCCGCGCCACCCACGGCCAACAGCACCAGCUGGGCCAGCGCCAAUGCCACAGCUGGCAAUGCCACGGCAGAGGAGGAAGAGGGCACCGGGGAGAGCCCGUCUGGCACUGACAACCCCCAGGGGCAGUUCUCAGCAUUCGUGCAGCUCUGGGCAGGGCUGCAGCCUAUCCUUUGCGGCAACAACCGGACCAUCGAGCCUGAGGCACUGAAGCAGGGCAACAUGAGCUCUCUGGGCUUCACCAGCAAGGAGCAGCGAAACUUGGGCCUCCUUGUGCAUCUGAUGACCAGCAACCCCAAAAUCCUGUAUGCACCUGUGGGCACCGAAGUUGACAAGGUCAUCCUGAAGGCCAACGAGACCUUCGCCUUUGUGGGCAACGUCACCCACUAUGCCAAGGCAUGGCUGAACAUCUCCCCUGAGAUCCGAGCCUACCUGGAGGAGGGCAGGCUGCAGAGGCGCAUCCACUGGCUCCAGCAGUUGACCGCUGACCUCCACAAGCACCCAGAGAUUCUGAAUGUCUCUGACAGUGAUGUUCUUCACAACUUUCUCAACGGCAACUUUUCCCUGCCUAAUGCCAGCAUCCUACUCCAGCAGCUGGAUACCAUUGACAAUGCUGCCUGUGGCUGGGUCCGCUUCAUGGCCAAGGUCAGUGUGGACAUUUUCAAAGGCUUCCCGGAUGAGGAGAGCAUUGUCAACUACACGCUGAACCAGGCCUAUCAGGACAAUGUCACAGUCUUUGCCAGCGUCAUCUUCCAGACCAACAGGGAUGGCUCGUUGCCUCCCCAUGUCAUGUACAAGAUCCGGCAGAAUUCCAGCUUCACAGAGAAGACCAACGAGAUCCGGCGGGCAUACUGGCGGCCUGGCCCCAACACUGGCGGCCGCUUCUACUUCCUCUACGGCUUUGUCUGGAUCCAGGACAUGAUGGAGCGUGCCCUCAUCAACACAUUUGUUGGCCACGAUGUGGUGGAGCCUGGCAACUAUGUACAGAUGUUCCCGUACCCAUGUUAUACCCGGGAUGACUUUCUCUUUGUCAUCGAGCACAUGAUGCCCCUCUGCAUGGUGAUCUCCUGGGUCUACUCAGUGGCCAUGAUGAUCCAGCACAUCGUGACAGAGAAGGAGCAUCGCCUGAAAGAGGUGAUGAAGAUGAUGGGCCUGAACAAUGCGGUGCACUGGGUGGCUUGGUUCAUCACUGGCUUUGUCCAGCUCUCCAUCUCGGUCACAGCACUCACUGCCAUUCUCAAGUACGGCAAGGUCCUGAUGCAUAGCGACGUCCUCAUCAUAUGGCUCUUCCUUGCCAUCUAUGCUGUGGCCACCAUCAUGUUCUGCUUUCUGGUGUCGGUGCUCUACUCCAAGGCCAAGCUGGCCUCUGCCUGUGGUGGCAUCAUCUACUUCCUCAGCUACGUGCCCUACAUGUAUGUGGCCAUCCGGGAGGAGGUGGCCCAUGACAAGAUCACGGCCUUUGAGAAGUGCAUUGCGUCCCUCAUGUCCACCACUGCCUUUGGAUUGGGCUCCAAGUACUUUGCGCUGUAUGAGGUGGCUGGCGUGGGUAUCCAGUGGCACACCUUCAGCCAGUCACCUGUGGAAGGAGAUGACUUCAACCUCCUGCUGUCUAUGAUGAUGCUGGUCGUGGAUGCCAUGGUGUAUGGGGUGCUCACGUGGUACAUUGAGGCCGUGCACCCGGGCAUGUUCGGCCUGCCACGGCCCUGGUACUUCCCUUUUCAGAAGUCUUACUGGCUGGGCAAUGGGCGCGUGGAGACCUGGGAGUGGACCUGGCCAUGGUCACGCAACACCCGCCUCAGCAUCAUGGAGGAGGAUCAGGCCUGUGCCAUGGAGAGCCGGAGGCUGGCAGAGGAGACAAGGGGCAUCGAAGAGGAGCCAACCCACCUCCCCCUGGUCGUCUGCAUUGACAAGCUCACCAAAGUCUACAAGACAGACAAGAAGCUGGCGCUAAACAAGCUGAGCCUCAACCUCUACGAGAACCAGGUUGUGUCCUUCCUAGGGCACAAUGGUGCAGGCAAGACCACCACCAUGUCCAUUCUCACUGGCUUGUUCCCUCCAACAUCGGGCUCUGCUACCAUCUAUGGCCACGAUAUCCGUACAGAGAUGGACAAGAUCCGGAAGAACCUGGGCAUGUGUCCCCAGCAUAACGUGCUCUUUGACAGGCUGACGGUGGAGGAACAUCUCUGGUUCUACUCACAGCUCAAGAGCAUGGCAGAGGAGGAGAUCCGCAAGGAGAUGGACAAGAUGAUUGAAGAUCUGGAACUCUCCAAUAAACGGCACUGCCAAGUGCAGACUCUCUCGGGUGGCAUGAAGAGGAAGCUGUCGGUGGCCAUUGCCUUUGUGGGUGGGUCGCGAGCUGUUAUCUUGGAUGAGCCCACAGCUGGUGUGGACCCGUAUGCCCGAAGGGCCAUCUGGGACCUCAUCCUCAAGUACAAGCCAGGGAGGACCAUCUUGCUCUCCACACACCAUAUGGAUGAGGCUGACCUGCUGGGGGACCGCAUUGCCAUCAUCUCCCAUGGCAAGCUCAAGUGCUGUGGUUCUCCGUUGUUCCUCAAGAGCACCUAUGGUGAUGGCUACAAGCUGACAGUGGUGAAGAAGCAGUCAGACACCAGGAAUGGCACAGAGCCAGGCCACAGCCCCCUGAGCCACUCCUCUGUCAGCCCCUGCUCUGAGCCUCGUGUCUCCCAGUUCAUCAAGAAGUAUGUGGCCUCCUGCCUCCUCAUCUCAGACACCAACACAGAGCUCUCCUACAUCCUGCCCAGUGAGGCUGUCAAGAAGGGCUGCUUUGAGAGGCUCUUCCAGCACUUGGAGCAGAGCCUGGAAGAGCUGGACCUCACCAGUUUUGGGCUGAUGGACACCACGCUGGAGGAGGUCUUCCUGAAGGUGUCUGAGGAGGAUCAGUCUCUGGAGAACAGUGACGUGGACGUGAAGGAGUCCAAGGAUGCCCUGCAGCCACCUGCCUCUGAGCUGGGCCCAAAGUCUGAAGCCAAUGGGGAGCUCCUGGCUGAAGCAGCCAUGCCAGAGAAGCCCGAGGUGGAGCUCAGCAACCUGGUGACCUGCUCCAAGCUGGCGCAGUCGCAGGCAUCCCUGCGCUCAGCGUCCUCGGUGGGCUCCGUGCGUGGCGAUGAAGGUGGGGCUUAUUCUGAAUUCUUUGGGGAUUACGUGCCCCUGUUCGAUAACCGGCAGGACCCCGAUAACAUCAGUCUGCAAGAGCAAGAAGCAGAUGUGGAAGCAGAGGAUCGUGACCUGGCAGGUCGGGGAAGCUUCAAGCUGGAAGGCUCGUGGCUGAAGCUGCGCCAAUUCCAUGGGCUGAUCGUCAAACGCUUCCACUGCGCCAAGCGCAACACCAAGGCCCUCUUCUCGCAGAUCCUCCUGCCUGCCUUUUUUGUCUGCGUGGCCAUGACAGUGGCGCUCUCCGUGCCCGAAAUAGGUGACCUCCCACCCCUCAUCCUCUCGCCAUCCCAGUACCACAACUACACUCAGCCCAAGGGUAACUUCAUUCCUUACGCCAACGAGGAGCGGCAUGAGUACCGCAUUAGGCUGUCUCCUGAUGCCAGCCCUCAGCAGCUGGUGAACACUUUCCAUCUGCCUUCUGGUGUGGGGGCCACCUGCGUGCUCAAGACACCCUUUAACAACACGCUGGACCAGCCCAUGCAGACCCUCAACCUCAAUAGCAAUGAGUCCAAAAUGCUGGCAGCCAAGUACUUUGAUGCCAUGUGCAUUGACUCCUUCACCCAGGGCCUUCCGCUUUCCAACUUUGUGCCACCACCUCCGUCCCCGGCUCCCUCUGACUACCCCAUGUCAGUGGAUGAGGACCUGCUCCAUGCCUGGAACUCCACAACCUUCUCCACCCUUAAAGGGACAGUGACCUCAGCCCCUGCCCUGCCCCGCAUCAUCCAUGAGCCCAUCAAGUGCACGUGCUCCAUGCAGGGGACUGGCUUCUCCUGCCCUAGUGGCGUGGGGGGCCAUCCUCCACAGAUGAAGGUAGUGACAGGGGACAUCCUGACAGACAUCACAGGGCGCAACGUCUCUGAGUAUCUGCUCUACACCUCGGACCGCUUCCGGCUGCACAGAUAUGGGGCACUCACGUUUGGAAACGUCCAGAAAUCCAUCCCAGCCUCCUUCGGAGCCAGAGCUCCAGCCACAGUGCGCAAGAUUGCUGUGCGGAGAACGGCCCAGGUCUUCUACAACAAUAAGGGCUACCACAGCAUGCCCACUUACCUCAAUGCCCUCAACAACGCCAUCCUGAGAGCCAACCUGCCCAAGAGCAAGGGCAACCCUGCUGCCUAUGGCAUCACAGUCACCAAUCACCCCAUGAACAAAACGAGUGCCAGCCUGUCCCUGGAUUACCUCCUGCAAGGCACAGAUGUGGUGAUUGCCAUCUUCAUCAUUGUGGCCAUGUCCUUCGUCCCAGCCAGCUUUGUGGUAUUCCUGGUGGCUGAAAAGGCCACCAAGGCCAAACACUUGCAGUUUGUGAGUGGCUGUGACCCCGUCAUCUACUGGUUGGCCAACUACAUGUGGGACAUGCUAAACUACCUGGUGCCAGCCACGUGCUGCAUCAUCAUCCUGUUCGUGUUUGACCUCCCAGCAUAUACUUCUCCCACCAACUUCCCUGCUGUCCUCUCCCUCUUCCUGCUCUAUGGCUGGUCCAUCACCCCUAUCAUGUACCCAGCAUCCUUCUGGUUUGAGGUGCCCAGCUCUGCUUACGUCUUCCUCAUCGUCAUCAAUCUCUUCAUUGGCAUCACAGCCACUGUCGCCACGUUUCUGCUGCAGCUCUUUGAGCACGACAAGGACCUGAAGGUGGUGAACAGCUACCUGAAGAGCUGCUUCCUCGUGUUUCCUAACUACAACCUGGGCCAUGGCCUGAUGGAGAUGGCCUACAAUGAAUACAUCAAUGAAUACUAUGCCAAGAUUGGGCAGUUUGAUAAAAUGAAAUCACCCUUCGAAUGGGACAUCGUGACACGGGGGCUUGUUGCCAUGACAAUUGAAGGCUUUGUUGGCUUCUUCAUCACCAUCAUGUGCCAGUACAAUUUCUUCCGGAAGCCCCAGCGACUGCCCGUCUCCACCAAACCCAUUGAGGAUGACAUUGAUGUGGCCAAUGAGAGGCACCGGGUCCUGCGUGGUGACGCUGACAAUGACAUGCUAAAGAUCGAGAACCUCACGAAGGUGUACAAGUCCCGCAAGAUUGGGCGCAUCCUGGCUGUGGACCGGCUGUGUGUGGGUGUGCGCCCCGGGGAGUGCUUUGGGCUGCUGGGUGUCAACGGUGCAGGCAAGACCACAACAUUCAAGAUGCUGACAGGGGAUGAGAGCACCACAGGUGGAGAGGCCUUCAUUAACGGACACAGCAUCCUGAAGGAGCUCCUGCAGGUCCAGCAGAGCUUGGGCUACUGCCCCCAGUUCGACGCGCUCUUUGAUGAGCUGACGGCCCAGGAGCAUCUGGAGCUCUACACCCGCCUGCGUGGCAUCCCAUGGAAGGAUGAGGAGCGGGUGGUCAAGUGGGCACUGAAGAAGCUGGAGUUGACCAAGUACGCAGACAAGCCUGCCAGCACCUACAGUGGGGGCAACAAGAGGAAGCUAUCCACAGCCAUUGCGCUCAUUGGAUACCCAGCCUUCAUCUUCCUGGACGAGCCAACCACAGGGAUGGACCCCAAGGCACGGCGCUUCCUCUGGAACCUCAUCCUGGACGUCAUCAAAACGGGUCGCUCCGUGGUGCUCACAUCUCACAGCAUGGAGGAGUGUGAGGCCCUCUGCACCCGUCUGGCCAUUAUGGUGAAUGGGCGGCUCAAGUGUCUCGGCAGCAUUCAGCACCUGAAGAACAGGUUCGGUGAUGGCUACAUGAUCACAGUGCGCACCAAGUCCAGCCUCAAUGUCAAGGAGGUGGUGAGGUUCUUCAACCGUAACUUCCCUGAGGCUGUCCUCAAGGAGCGUCAUCACACCAAGGCCCAGUACCAGCUGAAGUCAGACCAGAUCUCACUGGCACAGGUCUUCAGCAAGAUGGAGCAGGUGGUGGAUGUGCUGGGCAUUGAAGACUACUCUGUCAGCCAAACCACACUGGACAAUGUGUUUGUGAAUUUUGCCAAGAAGCAAAGUGACAACCUGGAGCAGCAGGAGACCAGCCCCAGCUGUGUCCUGCAGUCACCCCUGGAGCGUGUGCUGAGCCUGCUGCGCCCCCGCGCUGCCCCCACUGAGCUGCGGGCCCUCGUGGUGGAGGAGCAGGAGGACCUGGAGACUGAUGAUGAAGGCCUCAUCAGCUUUGAGGAGGAGAGGGCUCAGCUCUCCUUCAACACGGACACGCUGUGCUGAGACUCUGGGGACCACCAAGUUGUCAAGCCACCAAACCCUUUUGGCCUCUCCCCUCCCUUUGCCCCGUGGAGCGGAGUUGCCACAGCUGGAGCCACAUGCCAGGGAGGACACAGUGGGUACAGCAAUGCCUGGAUGGACCUCGGAAGCCACCAUCUGGAGCAGCAUCACCACGUGGUAUGGGGAGCAUGGUCCUCAACAUGCCAUGGAUGGAGACUCUGAAGGAAAGGACAUGGCUUGGUGCCAGCACUGCCAGCCCCACUCACUUUGGGGCAGAGACACACAGGCCUGUGAGCGGUGCCUUUGGACACCCAUGUUGCACUCAUUCUGGGGACCCUUGGCUGGGGGUACCUCCCCAGGCCUGGCCCCGUGGAGCUAGAAGAGGGAUGGCCGCUUCCACAUCACCCCUGGCUGAUGCUGCCCUGGGCACCACUGGGCAGAUGCUCUGGUCCUUCACCCAUAACCGAUUUCUGUCACCAGUGGGAUGUCACUGGGAGUCUUGGCCUCACUGGGGGUCAUCCUGCCCACCCUGGGGUCUGUUCGCCCUGGCCCUGUCUGGCCUUGGGCACUGGCUUUGUCCCCAGGCAGCAGUGCUGUGCAGAGGCACGUGGCAGCCUAGAGGGGUAUUUCACAGGGUAUUUCACAUGCUGGCACCAGCUGUUUCUCCCCUCUGCCCCUAAUCAUGUCACUCACCCUCAAGUCUCUGAUCCUGCCUCCUGCCUGCCCUCACCACUUGCUUCCCCUAUCACAUGGCAUUGCUGCAGCUCUGCCACCUUUCUGCUGUGUCCCUUUCCACUUUACUUUUGCCCUGACACUUGUUCCUCAGUGUUCAGCUCUGUCCAGGAACCAGCUGCACUAGGUUCUUGUUGUUGGGUCACUGGUGGUACUGGGUGAGGGGUUGCAGCACCCCAGCUUGGCUUUGGAAGCUGGUGGUGGGGUGGCCUUAAGGUACGAGGUCGGGACAGUCCGAGUGGGUGCCAGCAGCUGGCAGUGGUGCCUGGGGUGGUGGGGAGGGAAGGAUGGACUGCAGUAGUGGGACUGGCAGUGUCACUGGCCAGCAGCAGGCAUCCCUUCAAUCAGCAGUGCCCCUCCUUUUUGCAGAGGGUCUUGCUGCCUUGUCACCCACAGGGACUAUGGCUGGUGCCUGCAGCUCUCAACAAGUUGCAGCUGUGCUCAGAGGUGGGCCUGUGAUGAUGGCUGACUUGCCCCGCCACUGCUGGGUGCCAGUCUUUGGCAACCCCCCCAGGGUGGCUAUGCACCUUCUUGGGGAGCAGCCAUGGUCUGUCUGCCCUGUGUGCUCUGAUGCCCUCUCUGCCUUCCUGGCACAGGCUUGGCUGGAGGCCCUGAGCAGCUCCAGGCACCUCAGCUGGCUGCUAUGGGAGGUAGGAAGAGGCUGGCUCUGGCCCCACUUGGGCACAGGAACAGGGCCUGACCUCAGCUGUCCCCAUGCCCCCUGGUCCUAUCAGGCCCAUAUACCACCUGCUAUGGAUUGUGAUACAAUAUACAGUAUUUUCAAUAGGGGGAAAACUGGGAGAAGAAGCUCUAUUUUCAGAUUUUUCAGACCUUUUUUUUUUUUUUUUUUUUUUUUUUUUUUUUUUUUUUUUUUUUUAAUGGCAUAUGGGAAACUGGCUGGAUCUGGGAUGGGUUGGAGGGCACGGGGGGCAGCCCCCACCAGCGUGCCCCUGCUUCUGUGCUGGCCACACUCUGCCUUCCCCAGGGGAUGCUGGGGGACAAGCCAGCUCAACGUUUGCCAUUUGCCAUCAGGGGGGAUAGUGUUAUCUCUGAGUCCUCAGGGUGGUGGCACCCUGGGGCACUCCAGGAUGGGCAGUGCUGUUGUGCUCUGGGCUUUAUCCUUGCCCCAUACCUGCCACACUACACUCUUGUUCCAGGUUCCAGAAGGGCACUGGCACCCCAGUCACAGAGCGUCUUCCCUGUCCACCCAGUCUUCCCCCUGCCACCAUGCCAUCAUUUGCAUGGCUUCUGAGGGUCAGUGGAGGUGCCCAUACAGCCUGGGUGGCCAUGGCGGCCUACCUGCCAUGGGCUUAGUGCUGCCUGGGCACAGUCACUGUGCUAGAGUCAGUCCAAGGGUGGAGAGGGAAGGUAGCACCCUAGGGCAGGGGUGGCUGCUGCCUUAACACUGUUCACGUCAUUGAGUUUGGCCCUGCUUCCAGCCUUGCCUCCCCCUCCACGUCCUUGGCCACCAGCCGUGGGCAUGGUGCCAGUGCCAUGCUCAGCCCUGGGCGUGGGGUCCCUGGGGGUGGGGACAUCUUGGAGCUGCCUGUAUAUUGCUACCAAACAAAAAGAUGAAAUGUGAAAAUAAUGAUUGUUUUAAAUAAAAAAUAAUAACUGAAUCCA
Molecule: messenger RNA, 10082 nt
Organism: Motacilla alba alba
Lineage: Eukaryota; Metazoa; Chordata; Aves; Passeriformes; Motacillidae
Gene: ABCA2
Product: ATP binding cassette subfamily A member 2
Exons: 50
Coding region: 201-7730 (2509 amino acids)
Biological process (GO): transmembrane transport; lipid transport
Cellular component (GO): membrane; intracellular membrane-bounded organelle
Molecular function (GO): lipid carrier activity; ATP binding; ABC-type transporter activity
Source: RefSeq, a predicted model, not a curated record